Molecule: messenger RNA, 930 nt
Organism: Lactuca sativa (garden lettuce)
Lineage: Eukaryota; Viridiplantae; Streptophyta; Magnoliopsida; Asterales; Asteraceae
Source: RefSeq, a predicted model, not a curated record
AUGGGCGCAGACAAAUGGGACGAAUAUUUUAGGAUGUUAGAGCGUACCGUGAGGGACUCUGUGUACAAGUUCUGCAAAACGAUCUGUUUGGUUUACGGGCAACGAUAUUUGCGCAAACCAACUAUCAACGAUAUCCACCAAUUGUAUACGGUGCAUGAAGGCAAACAUGGAUUCCCUAGAAUGCUAGGUAGUAUCGAUUGCAUGCAUUGGAGUUGGUCAUUAUGCCCUAACACAUGGCGUGCUGGUGCAAACAAUGACAUCAACGUGCUAGACCAGUCGCCUGUAUUCAACGAUAUCUACAUUGGAAAGUCACACGAUGUACCUUUUCAAGCAAAUGGGGUAGCAUAUAAGCGUGGAUACUAUCUUACUGACGGUAUAUAUCCUCCAUUGUCUGUUUUUGUGAAAUCGUUUACAUGUCCUAACGACCCGAAAAGGAAAAAGUUUAAAGAGGUGCAAGAGUCAGCUAGGAAGGAUGUGGAGCGAGCAUUUGGUGUACUUAAGAGACGUUGGCAAGUACUAAUGGCCGGGGCAAGGUCAUAUGAGGUGAAAAUGUUACAACACGUAAUGUAUGCAUGUAUCAUAUUGCAUAAUAUGAUUAUUGAAGAUGAAAGAAUAGCGAUAUGCCGAUACAACGAAAAUGAAGUUUUGCCAAAUGUUGAAGGAGUAGCCAUUGGUACACAAAAGUAUAGGGUGAAUAGAAGAGAAGUACACAAUCGCGACAUUCAUCAGACCCUUCGUGCUGAUUUGGUGGAUCACAUUUAUAGGGCUCAUAUUCAGCCCCCGCACGAGUUAUCUCACGAUGAUUUGUUUGACGAAUCAGACGAGGAUUCUGAUAUGUUCGUCGAGAGUGAAGAUUCCGACGAUGAGAGUGACGCUGGGGAGAAUGAUGCAGAUGAUCAAGGCGAGGACGAAGACGAUGAUUCCGAGUGA